Molecule: messenger RNA, 720 nt
Organism: Venustampulla echinocandica
Lineage: Eukaryota; Fungi; Ascomycota; Leotiomycetes; Helotiales; Pleuroascaceae
Exons: 3
Coding region: 1-720 (239 amino acids)
Molecular function (GO): beta-phosphoglucomutase activity; sugar-phosphatase activity
Source: RefSeq, a predicted model, not a curated record
AUGGGUUCUAGUUCGCCAACUUUCUCACUUCCUCCCCAACGGGCUGUAUUUGCGGGCUUAUUAUUUGAUAUGGACGGUACCAUUAUCGAUUCAACCAGUGCCGUUGAAAAGCAUUGGCACACGAUCGGUGAGGAGUUAGGAGAAGAUCCUAACGUGAUAUUGCAGACGUCCCAUGGGCGACGUAGUAUCGAUGUCCUGAAGCUGCUUCGUCCCGAAAAGGCGACCUGGGAGUAUGUCAAACAUAUGGAGGGGCAACUUCCGUUGAAGUAUGGCUCCGAUGCGGUCGAGAUUCCUGGUGCAAGGUCGUUAUUGGACUCCAUUAGAGGGGCAAAUGUUCCCUGGGCAAUCGUCACGUCCGGUACCAUGCCGCUUGUCUCCGGAUGGCUUGACGUCUUAAAGCUACCACACCCAGAGCACCUAGUUGUUGCAGAAGAUGUGGAGAAUGGCAAGCCUGACCCCACCUGUUAUAUCAUGGGUCGAGAGAAGUUAGGGUUGCAAAGUGACGCCGAGGUCCUCGUACUGGAGGAUAGCCCAGCUGGAAUCAAGGCGGGCAAGGCCGCUGGCUGUAAGGUAGUGGGGGUCGUCACCUCGCAUACUGUUGAGCAGAUUGUUGAUGCUAGGCCUGACUGGAUUAUCAAGGACUUGGAUAGCCUUAAGAUGGUGGGCAAUUCGAACCGGGGCGUGGAGUUGGAGUUCCUGAACGCACUCAACGUUAAAUGA